Molecule: messenger RNA, 2899 nt
Organism: Gadus chalcogrammus (walleye pollock)
Lineage: Eukaryota; Metazoa; Chordata; Actinopteri; Gadiformes; Gadidae
Product: lethal(3)malignant brain tumor-like protein 4
Exons: 19
Coding region: 220-2046 (608 amino acids)
Biological process (GO): regulation of DNA-templated transcription
Cellular component (GO): nucleus
Molecular function (GO): protein binding; zinc ion binding
Source: RefSeq, a predicted model, not a curated record
GUGGCCGCUGUUAGUUCCGUGUUGUGUUGGUGUCACAACAUCGAAGUUCUUAUUAUCUUAAAUUAUUAUGACAUCGUUCUACAAUCACAUCGUCCUUUGGUGAUAUUGUCGUGAUAUUAUCUGCCAUAGUGACGCAGGACGGAAGACAGUUAUGUGAUUAGUUAUUGCAGGAUCGCCUCUGAUUGGUUGAAGUGGAAAGAGGGUCAACACUUAUGUCACAUGGAAGAAGUGAAGAAAAUGAAGAACAAAGUUACCAACUGCACGGCAGGAUGGUCCUGGCAGCGAUACCUGGAGGAAUGCAAAGCUGAAUCUGCACCUGCCGAUCUGUUUACAAAGGAGCAAUGCUCCACCAAUGAGACGCAUGGAUUCAAGGUGGGGAUGAAGCUGGAGGGUGUGGACCCGCUGCACCCCUCCAUCUUCUGUGUGCUGUCCGUUGCCGAGGUGAUUGGCUGCCGGCUGCGGCUCCACAUCGACGGCUACUCCGAGUGCUAUGACUUCUGGGUAAACGCCGACUCCCCAGAUAUCAGACCGGCCGGCUGGUGUCUCCGCCAAAACCACAAGCUCCACCCCCCGAAAGGCUACCAUGAGACAGGUUUUGAUUGGCAGGUCUAUCUGCGGUCGACCAAUAGCAAGCUGGCUCCCGAAGACCUCUUCACGAUCCCUAGUCCUCCCCCCCCCUCUCUGUUCCGGGGGGGGCUGAAGCUGGAGGCGGUGGACAGGAAGAACCCGUCUCUGGUCUGCGUGGCGACGGUCGCCGACGUCAUCGACCAGCAGCGCAUACUGGUGCACUUUGACAACUGGGACGACUCCUACGACUACUGGUGUGACAGCAGCAGUCCUUACAUCCAUCCCAUCGGCUGGUGUCAGGAACAGGCCCGCCCCCUCACUGCCCCGCAAGGUCACCCCUGUCCGGAGUCCUUCCAGUGGGAGGAGUAUCUGGAGAAAACUAAGAGUUCAGCGGCUCCCAGUUCAGCCUUUACACCGAGAGCUCCCCAUGGCUUCCAGGUGGGCCACAAGCUGGAGGCGGUGGACGGGAGGAACCCCAUGCUGAUCCGCAUCGCCACGGUGACGGAGACGGACGCCCACAGGGUCAAGAUCCACUACUCCGGCUGGUCGGAUCAGUUUGACGUCUGGUGCGACAGCGACCUCUGUGACCUGCACCCCGCAGGCUGGUGCCAGCAGACUGGACACCCGCUGGAGACACCAGCAGACUCCUCCCUAAGCCCCGCCCCCUCACAGGGGGUGUGUCCUACUCCCGGCUGCCGGGGAGUCGGUCACAUCAAAGGACCCAAAUACAACGGACACCACAGUGCUUUCGGCUGCCCCUACUCCGACAUGAAUGUGCGCAGAGAGACCAUCUUCCCAGACCGCCUGGCGGUGGGGGGGAGGGGCCUUACCGCUGCACCACCAGGCAACACAGCCUCACACCAUCACCAUGGAAACCAGAAGGAGGGCUGGCGGGUGCUGAGGCCUCGGGGCAGGCCUCCGGGCCGGACCUCCAGCAGCCGGGGCUUCCAGGUGAAGACGGAGCCCGGGGAGGAGCAGCCCUGUGGGGGUACGGCCAGGCUGGUGUUGGCCCUGCGGAAGCGGAGCACGGGGCUGUCCAGAAGUUCUGAGCCGACCAAAUUCCUCCGUGUCAAAAAGGAAGAGGAAGAGGUACAGCUGACGUCGUCCACCCCUUCAUCAACCCCAGAGGCGACCAGCCUGCAGGCGCUGCACCAGUCCGUCUUCCUGUCGUCUAAAGAACUUCCUGUCCACUGCAAACUACUUCCUGGGGCGGCCGGUCUCAACGCCCACACAGUCCAGACCUGGAGCGUAACACAGGUGUCGGAGUUCAUUGAGUCCCUCCUCGGUUGUGAGGAUCUGGCCAAGCGCUUCAGAGACCAGCAGAUAGAUGGGCGGGCUCUUCUCCUGCUGACCCAACGAGACAUCCUCAGCAUCAUGUCAAUCAAACUGGGCCCCGCCCUAAAGAUCUACACCUCCAUCCUCAUGUUUAAACAUGCGGACAACAAGGACCAAUCGGUGUGCCAGGACAAGGACGCCUGAAUCUGUGAGGUCAUCGCAGUCGACCCUCCACUCCUCUCUCCUUUUCACACACACACACACACACACACACACACACACACACACACACACACACACACACACACACACACACACACACACACACACACACACACACACACACACACACACACACACACACACAUUACUACAACCAGGCGUUCUCGAGGAUGUUACCACGGAGACAUGACAAACGAAUAUAUAAUGUAUUGACUAUAAUAUAUAUAUGUGUGUGUAAUAUAUGGAUAAUAUGGAGAUGCCGUAGACUUUUCAUGGGUUUAGUUUGAUCAUGACACUUCAGCCCAGUCCUGAUACUGGGGACCAGUAAGCCCAGGCUGGUGACCAGUCACCCACUGCUCAGGUAACCCUAAAUCUUGUUCUGUUUUGAACGCCCCUUUCCUGGGGGAUUGUGAUAUUGUCUUUUAAUCAUCAUUAUCCACGACCACCAAGGGCAUAUAUAUAUAUCUAUAUAUAUAUAUCUAUAUAUAUAUAGAUAUAUAUAUAUAUAUAUAUUUAAUAGGCAGGUCACCGUUCGUUCCAUAUAUUUAAAUGUGGGAUACUUUGUAUUAUUUGGUCAGUUGGGAACUCAGGUAUUUACCUUCUACCGGUUUUAAGUCGGUUUCUACCAUAAAACAAACUCUUUGUACAAGUUUAUAGCGUUCCACUCGCAGACUUCUAUCAAUAAAGUUGUUGAUUUCCAGUCAUGUGUGUGUGUGUCUGUUCACUGCUUUAAUCUCUUGAACUGGUCUGAACUGGUCUGAACUGGACUCUGUAUAUCCUCCUCUUUUACACCAUACCACCCCUUCUCCUCCCUUAAUCUCCACAAAACACCCCU